Messenger RNA from Struthio camelus australis, 1663 nucleotides. The record is from RefSeq and is a predicted model, not a curated record. Lineage: Eukaryota; Metazoa; Chordata; Aves; Struthioniformes; Struthionidae.
AUGAGCGACCAGAAGGACGUGGCCCUGGAGAUCCACGUCACCAACCUGCCCUCGGACCCCGCAGAGCCGCAGCGGGGCGCUCCCUGCCUGCCGUCUGGACGUGGGAGGACGGGGAGCAGAGCAGGCGCCAGGUCCCAGAGCUGCCUCGCUCCCCCCAGGUUCAUCAAGCGGAAGAAGUUUGACGAUGAGCUGGUAGAGAGCAGCCUUGCCAAGUCGUCCAGCCGGGCCAAGGGGGCUAGCGGGGUUGAGCCCGGCCGCUGCUCGGGCAGCGAGCCCUCCUCCAGCGAGAAGAAGAAGGUCUCCAAGUCCGUGUCCACCCCUGUUGCGCCCAGCCCGGUCCCAACCCCCGGCCUUGCCAAGCGGAUGAAGAAGAGCAAACAGCCCCUGCAGGUGACGAAAGACUUGGGCCGCUGGAAACCCGCUGAUGACCUUCUGCUCAUCAAUGCUGUGCUGCAGACCAACGACCUGACCUCCGUGCACUUGGGUGUGAAGUUCAGCUGCCGCUUCAACCUGCGGGAGAUCCAGGAGAGGUGGUAUGCACUUCUCUACGACCCCAUCAUCUCCAAGCUGGCCUGCCAGGCCAUGCGGCAGCUCCACCCCGAGGCCAUCGCUGCCAUCCAGAGCAAGGUGCUGUUCAGCAAAGCCGAGGAGCAGCUGCUGAACAAGGUGGGAUCGACCAGCCAGCCCACACUCGACACCUUCCAGGACCUUCUCCAUAAGCACCCUGACGUCUUCUACCCCUCGCGAACGGCCAAAGCCCUGCAGCUCCACUGGCAGCUCAUGAAGCAAUACUACCUGCUGGACGACCAGACUGUGCAGCCGCUGCCGAAGGGGGACCAAGUGCUGAACUUCUCGGAUGCUGAGGACAUGCUCGACGACAGCAAGCUGAAGGACGUGCGGGACGAGGUGCUGGAGCACGAGCUGACAGUGGCUGACCGGCGGCAGAAGCGGGAGAUCCGGCAGCUAGAGCAGGAACUGCACAAGUGGCAAGUGCUGGUCGACAGCAUCACAGGCAUGAGCUCUCCGGACUUUGACAGCCAGACGCUGGCUGUGCUGCGGGGCCGCAUGGUGCGAUACCUCAUGCGCUCCCGGGAGAUCACGCUGGGCAGGGCCACGAAGGACAACCAGAUUGACGUGGAUCUGGCACUGGAGGGACCAGCCUGGAAGAUCUCCCGCAAACAGGGUGUCAUCAAGCUGAAGAACAAUGGCGAUUUCUUUAUCGCUAACGAGGGCCGGCGCCCGAUCUACAUCGAUGGGCGUCCCGUGCUCGGUGGCAACAAGUGGAAGCUCAACAACAACUCAGUGGUGGAGAUCGCCAGCCUCCGUUUCGUCUUUCUCAUCAACCAGGACCUGAUCGCCCUCAUCAAGGCCGAGGCGGCCAAGAUGGCCCAGCAGUGACAAGGGACUGGGGCUGCUCUAGCCCGUCCCUCCCCUCAGCCUUACACUGGGAGCUUGGGGUUUCCCACAGCACCUCGCUGGGAGAUCGGGACCCCAACCCCUCUCCCUGCCUGCCCCCAGGCUCUGCCCCAGCCGAGGGACGGUGCUGGGCUCUGCCUGCCCCCCUUCUUGCCCCGCUUGGGCUCGCCCCCCCGUCCUGCCCCCGGCUCUGGCUCUUGGUGGGGCUGGAGAUUGUUACCCGCAAAUAAAGCGUUUUACACCAGCU